CCCUUGAUUCCCCAACUCGAUAACACCAUCUUCAAGUAAGUUAUUACUUGAAAUAAUCAAAGUUUCAUAGACUAAACUUUUUCUCUCUGAGUGAGAGUUUCAGAAGAAUGGUUCUACCCGUUUAUUUCUUCUUCGUCUUCUUCUUCUUCUUCUUGUUCGCUGACCUUGUGCUUCCUCUAUCCUCUGCCUCUGGAGAUUGCCCACCUUUCUUUGACUGUGGGAAUCUAGCGAAGCUCUCGUUCCCUUUAACCACUCCCCAACGUAAAGACUGUGGAAUGUUGCCGAUUCAUGGCUGUGAAGACCCCAACGCUCAAAAAACUGUGCUCUUUGGGAAAAAGAUGCUUCAAGUGAUAAGAAUAGACGCUUCCAGUACGGUAGUUUUCGUCAGAGACGCAGAUUUACGGAAGCGUUUGGUAAAUAAUAGCUGUGAUGCCUUGUGCCGCAAUGUUACACUCCCUCCUAAGUCACCCUUGGGUUCGUUUUCCAUAAUUCAACACAUAACAACCUUUUACAAAUGCAAUAUCACGCUCACAGUUAGCGCUCCAAAGCAAUUCUUGAACUAUACCGGAUGUGGUAAGAGUAACAAUGAGAUCAUCUUCUUCCAAGCGCAAGAUGAAGAAGAUCCUCCACCUGCUUUGGCAAGAUGUCCAAGGGUUCGGGUUCCAGUGAAUUCCCUGGCUUUCUCUACAGAUUUAUCCACAUUAAUAGCUUCUGAAUUUGCCGUUUUAAUUCAGCUUUCUCAUGACUGUAUUCUAUGUGUUUUUGACAAAGGCUCAUGUCGGCUCAACAGCUCCGGAGGAUUUUAUUGUCUCAAAUUCAAAGAUGAAACUGAGACAGAAGAUCAGAAUAACAGACGGGCUUGGAAGCUGGGGUUGAUAAUGGGUAUUGGAGCGGGAUUAGGAAUUCUCAUAUUAGCAUUGCUGCUCUGCUUCGGACUCUACAAACAGAAACACAGUGCUCUGUCUCACGUCAGACUCCGAUCAGCAAACCAGUACCCAAAUGAUGCAGACCCGGACAGUGGGAGACUCUUCUUUGGGGUCCCAAUCUUCUCCUACAUGGAGCUUCAAGACGCAACAAAAAACUUUGAUCCCUCCAACAAACUUGGAGACGGAGGCUUCGGCUCUGUUUUCUAUGGGAAGCUUCAAGAUGGGCGUGAAGUUGCAGUGAAACACCUAUUCAACCACAACUACAAGCGAGUGGAACAGUUUAUGACUGAAGUUGAGAUCCUCACUCGCCUACGUCACAGAAAUCUUGUCUACCUCUAUGGCUGCACUUCACGUCAGAGCCGUGAGCUCCUUCUUGUCUAUGAAUACAUCCCAAAUGGCACCCUUGCAAGUCACCUACGUGGCAGCUCUGCAAAUCCUGCAUUGUUGACAUGGCCCGUUCGAAUCAAAAUCGCCGUAGAAACUGCCAGUGCUUUGGCUCACCUUCAUGCUUCCGGCAUCAUCCACCGUGACGUCAAAACCAACAACAUUCUUCUUGACAAGAACUUCUGUGUUAAGGUGUCAGAUUUUGGACUUUCUAGGUUGUUCCCAGAUGAUGUCUCGCAUGUUUCUACAGCUCCACAAGGAACACCAGGCUAUCUUGACCCAGAAUAUCACUAUUGUUUUAGGCUGACCAAUAAAAGCGAUGUGUAUAGUUUUGGGGUUGUGCUUAUAGAGCUGAUAUCUUCAAUGCCAGUAGUUGAUAUGGGAAGGAAUAAAGAUGAGAUUACAUUGGCGAGCCUUGCAAUUCGGAAAAUUGAGAGGAACGAACUUGAGGAGCUGGUGGAUCCGUGUUUGGGGAUUGAGAAAGAUAGUGAGGUGAUGAAGAAGGUGUUUGCAGUGGGGGAAUUGGCAUUUCAGUGUUUGCAGGUAAAUAACGAGAUGAGGCCUUCCAUGGAUGAAGUUUUAGAGAUUUUGAGGGAAAUUGAGAGUGAGAAAGAAGAAGGUAGGGAUGUAGAGGAAGGUGAGGCUAAUGCAGAUACACGAUUUGGGGGGACUCCAAUAAGCUAUGAUCAAGUAGAAAUGGUGAAGGCAUUGUCUUCACCAAAUAGUGUCACCGUAAAAUGGAGCAGUGAAUCUACUGCUAAUUUCAGCCUUUAAUCUGUAAGCUUAUUUGUAAUUCAUGGUCCAUUUUCUACUGCGAUCGUUUAUACUAAUUGCAUCUUCUUGCUUCUCAA
This is a messenger RNA of Neltuma alba, 2161 nucleotides long. RefSeq names its product LEAF RUST 10 DISEASE-RESISTANCE LOCUS RECEPTOR-LIKE PROTEIN KINASE-like 1.1. The transcript is spliced from 4 exons. The record is from RefSeq and is a predicted model, not a curated record. Bases 108 to 2084 code for a protein of 658 amino acids. Lineage: Eukaryota; Viridiplantae; Streptophyta; Magnoliopsida; Fabales; Fabaceae. Gene Ontology annotation, biological process: protein phosphorylation. Gene Ontology annotation, molecular function: ATP binding; protein kinase activity.